UUUUGUGCGCUCUCAGGUUACGCGUCUGAAGUUGUGGAGAAGAGGAGACUGAAGACAUCCAGACACUUCAAGGAGGAGGAAACUAAAGGCUCACUUCUUUUUGCUUCAUUCUUAACGCUGGGAAUUACAAUUAAGCCAUCGGACGGCGGCUGAGGAAAAACGCAAGGAAAACGAGUUUGUAGCAUUUAACUGGGAAACCAAGCAUACCCAACAGUAUGCGGUGCAGUUAUGGCAGGCAAGGGUAAGACAGUCGUAAGGACGCUGGAGGAUUUAACGCUUGAUUCUGGUUAUGGUGGAGCCGCGGACUCGGUCAGGUCGUCCAGCGUGUCGCUGUGCUGCUCUGACACGCAUCAGUCCGUAUCGGCUGGGGGCAACUGCUGGCAUCUGACGGAAUCCAUGCACAGCAGACAAAACAGUUUGGACACAGUGAACACCGUCCUGGCGGAGGACACGGAGAUACUGGAGUGCUCGGGUCAGUGCGCCAAGCUGCCCGAGCUGGAGGACGUGCCAUGGAGCCUCGGCGAGGUGGAGGGCGCACUGAGGAAAGACGAGGAGCUCAUGGUGGGCGACCCGCCACCGGAGGUCUUGGCGCGGCUGUCUGCUCUCAUCAGCCGCGCGUUGGUGAGGGUAGCCCGGGAGGCGCAGCGGCUCUCCCUGCGCUACGCCAAGUGCACCAAGCACGAGAUCCAGAGCGCCAUCAAGGUGGUGCUAUCAUGGACCAUCUCCGUCAACUGCAUCACGGCGGCUCUGAGCGCCCUGUCCCUCUACAACAUGAGCACCGGGGACAAGUUCAGCCGAGGCAAGUCGGAGCGCUGCGGGCUGGUGUUCUCCGUGGGGAAGUUCUUCAGGUGGAUGGUGGAUAGUCGGGUGGCCCUGAGGAUCCACGAACACGCGGCCAUAUACCUGACCGCGUGCAUGGAGAGUCUGUUCAGAGAGGUGUUCAGCCGCGUCCUGCGCAGCGCGCUGGUGGAGAGGGACAACGGGAUCCCCAAGUUUACGCCGGAGUCACUGGAGCAAGCCAUCAGCAACGACUCGGAGAUCUGGGGGCUGCUGCAGCCCUACCAACACCUCAUCUGCGGCAAGAAUUCAAGUGGUGUGCUGAGCCUGCCGGAGAGCUUGAACCUGCACCGGGACCAGCAGCGCUCGGGGAGGGGCGGGGAGUGUCCGGGGUACACGCAGGCCGAGCUCCGCACGCUGGAACAGUCGCUGCUCGCAACGCGGGUGGGCAGCAUCGCAGAGCUGAGUGAUUUGGUGGCCCGGGCCAUGCACCACCUGCAGCCGCUGCACAUCAAAAACCCAAGCAAUGGGACUCCGGUCCACCAGAAGACCACCACCACGGUCCACUGGGAGCCCGAGGCCCUCUACACCCUGUGUUACUUCAUGCACUGCCCACAGAUGGAGUGGGAGAACCCCAACGUUGAGCCCUCUAAAGUCAGCUUACAGACCGAGAGGCCAUUCCUGGUACUGCCUCCGCUGAUGGAGUGGAUCCGGGUGGCGGUCGCCCACACAGAGCAUCGGAGGAGCUUCUCCGUCGACAGCGAUGACGUGAGGCAGGCGGCCAGGCUGCUGCUCCCCGGAGUGGACUGUGAACCCCGACAGAUCAAGGCCGAGGAUUGUUUCUGCGCCACCAGGAAACUGGACGCGGCGUCCACAGAGGCCAAGUUCCUGCAGGAUCUGGGCUUCAGGAUGCUGAACUGCGGACGGACGGACCUGGUGAAGCAGGCGGUGAACCUGCUGGGCCCUGACGGCAUCAACAGCAUGAGCGAGCAGGGGAUGACCCCGCUCAUGUACGCCUGCGUCCGCGGCGAUGAGGCCAUGGUCCAGAUGCUGCUCGACGCCGGGGCCGACAUCAACAGCGAGGUGCCAAGCACAGUAAACAAGCACCCCUCAGUUUAUCCUGAAACGCGCCAGGGGACGCCUCUCACUUUCGCCGUGUUACACGGACACGUCCCUGUCGUGCAGUUGUUGCUGGAUAACAGAGCGAAUGUGGAGGGCGCCCUGCAGGAUGGGGCCGAGAACUACACGGAGACCCCGCUUCAGCUGGCCGCUGCUGCAGGAAACUUUGAGUUGGUGAGUUUGCUUCUGGAGCGAGGGGCCGACCCCAUGAUCGGGACCAUGUGUCGAAACGGCAUCUCCUCGGCCCCGCUGGGAGACAUGAACUCCUACAGCCUGGCAGCAGCACAUGGCCACAGGAAUGUGUUCCGGAAGCUGUUGGCGCAGUCGGAGAAGGAAAAAGGGGACGUCCUGUCCCUGGAGGAGAUUCUCGCCGAGGGUUCGGAUCCGAGCGAGAAGAGGCUGGUGCCGCAGGCCAACGGCGGCGGCGGAGGAGGAGGAGGGACCCUGCGAACAGGAAAGGCCAGACUGAGGGCCCUGAGAGAGGCCAUGUACCAUAGCGCAGAGCACGGCCAUGUGGACAUCACCAUAGACAUCCGCAGCUUAGGCGUUCCCUGGACGCUGCACACCUGGCUCGAGUCCCUGCGUACCUGCUUCGUCCAGCACCGCCGGCCGCUCAUCCAAGGCCUGCUCAAAGACUUCAGCUGCAUCCAGGAGGAGGAGUACACGGAGGAGCUCAUCACACACGGCCUGCCGCUCAUGUUCCAGAUCCUCCGAGCCAGCAAGAACGAGGUGAUCAGCCAGCAGCUGUCAGUCAUCUUCACUCAGUGCUACGGGCCCUUCCCCAUCCCUAAGCUGACAGAGCUCAAGAGGAAACAGACCUCACGCUUAGACCCUCACUUCUUGAACAACAAAGACAUGUCCGACGUCACGUUCCUGGUGGAGGGGAAACCCUUUUAUGCACAUAAAGUUUUGCUGUUUACAGCUUCACAGAGGUUCAAGUCGCUGCUACAGAAUCGACCAGCAGCAGAGAACACCUGCAUUGAGAUAAGCCACGUCAAGUACAAUAUAUUCCAUCUGGUCAUGCAGUAUCUGUACUGCGGAGGCACCGAGUCCCUGCACAUACGCAACACUGAAGUGAUGGAGCUCCUGUCUGCAGCCAAAUUCUUCCAACUAGAGGCCCUUCAGAGACACUGUGAGAUCAUCUGCUCCAAGAACAUCACCACCGAGACCUGCGUGGAUCUGUACAAACACGCCAAGUUCCUCGGCGCCUCGGAGCUCACCGCUUUCAUCGAGGGCUACUUCCUGAAGAACAUGGUGCUGCUGAUUGAACUAGACGGCUUCAAGCAGCUGCUAUACGAGGCUCCGCCGCCCGAGAGCCCCGCCUCCAGUCCCGGCAUCUGCUCCGACAUCCUCCUCGAGCUGGAGAAAAAUCUGGCCAUGCGAAUCCGCUCCAUCCACCUCUCCACCUCCAAGGGCUCCGUGGUGUGACAACAUCGUCUCCCAGAAGCCCCUUUUCGAUCCAGGCACACAGCAUCCAUGUAACGCCAUUUUCAACGACCGGUGCCCCCUAUAGACCAUAUUAACACGACGGCCCUUUUGCUCUUAGGUCAUGCUCAGGGAGGGAAGCUCGGAUGCUUUUAUGAUGUCGCACUUCUGGUUCAUUGUUGGGAGUCACACAGGAUUUGGAUAUCCAACUGAAAAUACGAACAACAGUGAAAAUCUUGAGGAACAAGUGAACAUAUUUAUAAGAACAAACAUCGUAUUUGAUAACCAAAAAACUAAAAACAUCAUUAGCAUUCAGGGCAUUUACUAGAUAUAACUUUCCUUAGCUAGCACUACUAACACUAGUAGCAUUUCAUGAUAGAAGAGAUGAGGCAUAAAUCCGUAGCUAACAUGAUGUUGGCUACAAAUCUAAGGGAGGGGUUAAAAGGCUAGCAUUAGCUGUUGUCUCACAGUAGCUAAUGGGUUAGCAUAUAUUUUGUCUUUCUUUAAACAUUACUCAAAGCCUCUCUGGACGUCUGACGAUAUAGUAGUACAUUAGCAGUCAUCAACUUCCUAGCUAACAUUGCAAUUUUAUCGCGGUUAAUUCGGAAAUGUGAAAAUUCCAAGGUUAUGUAGCUAGCAUGUUUGCUAGCUAGGACAUGCUAGGUUAGCUGUUAUGGCUCAGCUGCCAGGUGCUAGGUAUUUGUUGAUACGUAUAUUAGCUGAUGUGACUUAGCUGUCAGUGCUAUGCUGAGGUAUUACUUUACAACCUGGAAUACAGUAGGCCAGGGAUGGGGCAACUUUGGUCACGGCAAGGGGCCACAUUCAUUUAAUUCUCACCACCAGGGGGCCAAAUUGUAGAAUACAAAAACGAUUACAGUCGAUUAUGUCUCAAAUUUAACUCAACAUAUACCAGUGAUCAAGUAUUAUUAUGGGCAUAUUUCUGGUUUUCAUGAUUUCAUGGCAGAUUUUGUCAUGUUUUUCUUCAUGUUUCCAAUUAAUUGAUAUGUAAAAAUUGACCUGAGGGCCACGUUGAGGGUUAAUGGGGGCCACGUGUGGCGCCAGUUGCCCACCUCUGCAGUAGGCUAUAGUAGUACAACAUUAUAAAAAGUAUUUGAGCUUCUCCCCUGAGUUUGACGUCAGAUCAAAUCGACUACAGCAGCACUCGUCUGUCCUGGCCCUGAAGAGGGGCUGUUGGAUUUUUUUACGUCAGGGAUUCCCUUUAAAUCUCCCACCGGGGGAGUCAGAUCUGGCAUGUGUGACAAAGUCAGAGUGAGAACUUUCUCGCCUUGUCUCCUAAUUGCUCCCACUUCUAACUAAACACUCCUACAACAACAAAAAAACUGUCAAAAAAAAAACAUAACUGACUUGACCCAGCAGGAUCACUCAGACCUAAUAGUGAUUAUGGUAUUUCAUAUAGGCCUAAGAGAAAUGCAUGAAAUACAUUCUGUACACCUUUUUGCUUAAAAAGGUAGAGUAGAAAUUUAACACAAUAAAAGCAGCUUUCUCAUCGUCUUAAGAUAUGAGACUUUGGUUUACAUUCAACAUCACUUCAUGGACAAAGAUUUAAACACAUGCCAAAAUAUAAUCCUCCUAUAAAUACAAUAAAAAGUGACUAGUAGCAACCCCAGGAGACGGACUUUAGGUGGACUCGUUUGAACCUCUUUACUGUCCGUCUGUCUCUUGUUUGUUGGACGCGUUUCACUGUGUUAUAUCUAAACUGUGUGCAGAGGCCAAACUGAUCACAGGAACUUCCACUGAGGCCGACACUGCAGCGCUGAUUCAACUAAAGUCGGCCCACUCAGUGAACUCUAUUGCUGACAGAUGCUUGAAAACACGGAUGUCCAACUGGGAAAUUAACUCCACGAACACACUGUUGACUUUUUUUUUUUUUUUUUUUUUUUGCAUGACACCUACUCAACUGAGCUGCCCUGAUAUUUGCUUUUUAUGCAGAGCUUAACUUCACGGACCACUUUCUCAAAGUUGAAGUAAGGGGGAAAACGCUGCUUAUUAAAACUUUCUAUCCACUGCAAAACUGACUGAGCGGGAUUUUAUUUUUUGGAGAUGGAUUUGGAUUUGGCAGGGACUUUCUCUUUCAAGGAUAUUUAAAACGCAAAGUGUAAAUACGUCCUCAGAGUCAUCGUUGCUGGUCGUUCUUUUUUUUUUUGUAAUCUGAUGUACAGUAUUCUCCCACACUCGCUCGGCUGAUGACACCAGUCUCAUUUGAAUGUGCUCCCUGAAACCGUUUGUUUCCCUGCUCUGUGUCUUGUUUAUGCAAACGUUGCAUGUUUAACCUGUUUGUUUGAAUCCUCUGUUUUCUCCUCUGUAGGUGUGCUGUCUGUGUAGAUCCGUAGGGCUGAGUACGGUGACGAUUGUUCCAGUCGAAGUUCAAUCAGUUGAUUUCUGAGACAUUCCAAAUGAUCAGGGUAGAUUACAAGAGCCAUUUUGUUUUAGAAGUUCUCAAUAACUCAUUAUUUGAAAGAUAGUUUAGAGGUUGACUCACAUUCAAACUUUCUACAAGGGUAAAACUUUUCAAAGUUAGAUAGUUUGAGGAAAAGUUCAAAAUGUGAAAGCAGCAUGAGCAUGAAAGAGAGUUCAUCCUGUUACUUCAAACCCAGUUAAUUUUCUUUAGUCAACAAAUUUCAAAUGUAAAGCAACAACAUCUUUAAACUAAAGCCAAAAGGGGGGUCAAGACUCAAACACCUGAUGUAAGAACCACUUCAGUAAAUGAUGAGAAAAACAUCCUUUAAAGUCUUUAUAUGUGAUUUUUCACACUUAAAUAUAAAUCAAGUAUAUCCUCUGAAAAUAACUCUGUGAGUCAUGACUGUCUACAAUGGGUGUAACACCCGAGUCCCACUGUCUGUGAUGUUUUCAGAGUUUUCAGAGUCCUAUCUUCACUUUGUUUACAUCGCCAGGACGGCCGGCUGACUCCUCCCCUCGUGUAUAAAAGUUGUUUAAUUGAGGGACUAGAGAAAAGAAGAAUAACAUACUGUACUCACUGCUUAACUGUGUUUCUAGAUCACGCUCAUUUCAGGUAAAUUUACAUGCAGUGUGAAGAUACAAGCAUAAUAAAGAUCGCUAGCAUUAGCAUGCUAACACAACAAUGCAGCGCGAGUUGUUUUGGUUUCAUGCUGGUGCUCAAGGGCGACGUCUGCUGGAUCAAAAAAUCACAUAUAAAGCCUUUAAGUGAGACCGAUGAUAGAUGUCCAAGAGUGAAGCUCACAAAUAGAGAUUUAAAACAAAUGUAAGGAGAAGUUUUAAAAAAGAAGGAUAAAGUGGACAAUCCAAAAUAAGGCAAUAAGAGGGAGGUUUAGGGGAGGCGGCUCAAACUUUAAACAAGUCCGAGGCUGUUUCUGAAAUCACUCACUGUUCACUAUAGUGCACCAUGUAGUGAACAUUUUGUAGUGUUGUCGGAAUUCUGAGUGAGCAUUAUCAUCCCCCAUAUAGUCCACUCAUUGUAUCCCACAAUGCAUUGGGAAAAGUAGUGUACAAUCAGUGGUCAUUAUCUAAGCAAUAUAUCCCAUCAUGCAUUGCGGUUCACAGAUUUUUUUUGCAAGCAGAAAUAGGAGAUACCAGAAAAAAGUCGUAUUUAAGGCGUUUUUUUACAGAAAUCAAGACGCUGUUUUAAGAAAGAGUAAAAGAUGGUCAGCUGAAUAAUUUAAGUUUGUCCUAAUGAUGAUGAAAGACACGAGACCAGAGUCUGUAGGAACACAGGAAAGAGUUUGGGUGUGAAAUAUUAUGAAUCAUUUAUUCAUAAUUUAAUAUUUAUUCACUAUUUUUUAACUAUUUUGUGAAGUUAUCACUGAAAUUCAUGCCGUUAUUUACCGUUAAUAUUGAGUUGGAUGAGUGCACUGUAUAGUCCACAACAUAUAACAUACAGUAUAUUGAGAGUAGUGAAUGAGUGAGUGAUUUGGGGCACAGCCUGAGUGUUGUUCACCAUCAUUUUUGUGCCAAUCGGCUCAGGUGUUUUGAGAUUUGGCUCAGGUGUGCGAGAUCUGCCUCCCCUGCAGCUUAAGCACAAAGAUGUGUUGUUUCAUUUCCUGAAAGCCAGGACACAAACGUCUCUUAAUUACCUCAGUGCAAAAGCAUAUUCAAAAUUCAACCUUUUGUUUCACCUUCUUUUCUUUUUCUUCCUACAGACCUGUCCACCAGGUGUUGCAUUAGAUAACACUUACCCGUUGUAAAAGGACCAAAUGCUAAAGCAGACGCAUUGUUCUGAAUGAUGCACACUAGCCAAAAAAGGAAAAAAUACAGAGAGCCAGUUUCAGCAUACGUCUAAAUUCAGGUGAAAAAGCCCACAGUGUAUUUUAUGAAUGUAACGAUGCAACAAAGGAAAUAUUUAUAAAUUGUGCGAUGUCUCCAAAAAGACGCUUACAAUGCAAAUGUCUCCUCAUACUUUGUGAUGUUGUUUCGACUUAAAUCCGACGGUAUCUUCAAGUAAAAGACAAAUCUAAGACUUAAAUAUUGUAGCACUUCAAAAUGAUGUGAACAUUUGUUCGGGCCAAACAAAGACAAAGCUGUAAAACAGAUAAAGCUAACAGUUCUGUUUAUGUAGUUUACAGAAAAUGAGAUAUAGAUAUUAUCCUGCGACUUUAUUUUCUUACAGUACAUAGCAGUAUAUAUAUUUUAUUUUACAUUCCACAAAUAUUUUGUUUUAGAAAAGUAUAAAAGAGGAUAUAAAAAGACGCUUUAAAUGUCUGAAAUUAAGCAAUAUUUCCAUGCAGUACGAAAACAGGCCACAGGGAAAGAAGCUACAGUAUAAAUGUGAAUUUAAAGACUGAUAACAUAAACAAGGGACGGAAAAACCAUGAAUAUACUUUUUUAUUUCUAUUAGGGCCCGACCGAUUUGCAAUUUUUGGGGCCGAUACCGAUAAACAUUCGAUACCGAUAUAUUGGCCGAUAAAUUAGAUCUAUCCUUCAUUAAUAGAAAUAGAUAUAGAUAUACACAUAUAUUGUGUUGAUCCCUCAAAUGCAGUUAUUAAACACAACUGGCAUGUACAGUACGUGAAUCAAUGGUCGACUCUCACCAGCAAAGCUAGCUGUAUGGAUUACAACAAGCAUCAUCACUCUUCAGCCAGAAAGAGAACUGAUAGUGUAAUACAAUGAAACUGAAUCUGACUGGUGAAUAAAUCGACAAAUAUCGGUGCGUAAAUGCGAUAAAAUUAGCCGAUACUGAUAGUCACUUGACUUGCUAACAUCGGCCGAUAUUAUCGGCUGGCCCAUAAAUCGGUCGGGCUCUAGUUUCUAUAUUUGUGGCAUCCCACGCUGUGUUUUCUUUUUAACUGUAUUUCAUUCACUUUAAAAGAAUAUAUAUUUGACUUCAAGUCUUGAGGUCACACCCUGAAAGCUUUUUAACUUAUUAAGGCUGAUCCUUGUUAACAUAUAUGUUCCUUUACAUAUUCAUGCCCUCGUUUGAAUUCAAACGUCCUAUUUAAAGGAGAAACGUAACUUCAAGAUGCAAAUCAUUUCGUCUCCAUGGAGAAGAAAAGGUUCAUAAUGAUGUCAAGCACUUUCUGUGCCAGUGUUACUGUAGCCUCAUGAAAGCAUCUGAGCUCGGUGAGCUUCAUUAAAGUCUUGUUGUGUUCCUAACAGCAGCUGAAUAUGGUGUUAGAGUAUAAAUAAACCAAAAGACUUUAAUCUGUUUUUUUUUUUUGUUUUUUUUUAUAUUAGUCUUAAUGUUAGCUUGCCCCCGUGCCGGUGCUUUGAUUGGAAACUGGGUCAAAGCCGUAGAGUAAAUGUCGGUUCGCAUGGCUCUCCUUGUUUAAUGUUGUUGAGAAUGUGCUCCGUCUCCACACGACUCUCCCAUCACUUUGUCUGAGCGUUUCUUUGCCUGCGUAUAUUUGUUCCUGGUAAUAAACCACAUCUCUCCUAGAUGCAGUGGAAACAUGCAUGGGAUCUUCACUCAAAUCCACAAGGGGGGGGGGGGGGGGGGGAUGAACUUUUGCUAUGAUUUUUCCUUUGAUGAGAACAUGUAUAUUGUACAAAAUAUAUAUAAAUAUAUGAAAUAUAAAUUAUACAUGGUGUGAGAAGCAGGGAUGUGGUGGAGUAUAACAACAAACAGGAAUGUUACACUCGUGCUACACUUUCUGUGGUUCCAUGACAUGCUUUUGUGGACAGCUAAUAAACGACCAGAGUUUAACCAAA
Labrus mixtus (cuckoo wrasse) is the source of this 9462-nucleotide messenger RNA. RefSeq names its product ankyrin repeat and BTB/POZ domain-containing protein 3-A. Bases 229 to 3324 code for a protein of 1031 amino acids. NCBI's taxonomy places the organism in Eukaryota, Metazoa, Chordata, Actinopteri, Labriformes, Labridae. The record is from RefSeq and is a predicted model, not a curated record. Gene Ontology annotation, molecular function: protein heterodimerization activity. The transcript is spliced from 17 exons.